UUGUCUAUGGAAAUACAGAACGGAAUCUUGUAAAAGAUUAGGCCAUUUCAUAAAACAAAUGUAUAGUAACUCGCAGAAAAUAUCUUCGGGACAGUUGUAUUUAUUUCAGCUUUGCAUUUUAUUUUAAAUUGAUUCGUGAACCGCAUUGUAGGUCCAUUGGAAAGGAUUCAUCGUCGACUCUAGCGGAAGGGUUAGCAGUCUCGGUUCUGCAAUAGAAAAGAUUUGCAUUGAGAGGAGACGUAAGGUGGCAGUAGAAUAUUCUAGUGUACACUGAAGAUCGCCUGCCAUUUACAGGAGGGAACAGAACCAUUGGCUCUUGGGGCUAGGAUGUCAGUGCUGAACCAGAGUGGAGAAGAGCAGGUGGAAUGUCCCCUGUGUAUGGAACCCUUGGAGGUGGACGAUCUCCACUUCUACCCGUGCACAUGUGGAUACCAAAUAUGCCGGUUUUGCUGGAAUCGAAUCCGGGAAGGCGAGAACGGCCUAUGUCCGGCAUGUCGGAAGGCCUAUCCGGAGAACCCGGCAGACUUCACUCCGCUCAGUCAAGAGCAGGUGGCAGCAAUAAAGACGGAGAAGAAGGCUCGCGAGCAGAAGCGGCGCAACAAGACGCUGGAGUCGCGGCGAGCGCUCGCGAACGUUCGCGUCGUGCAGAACAACCUCGUGUUCGUGGUCGGCCUGCCCGUACGCCUCGCCGACCCAGAGAUCCUCAAACGGCAAGAGUACUUUGGCAAAUAUGGCAAAAUUCACAAAGUAGUUAUAAACCAGAGUACCACGUAUGCGGGGUCACAGGGUCCGUCCGCGUCGGCGUACGUGACGUACGUGUCGCCGGCGGACGCGCUGCGGGCCAUCCAGGGCGUCAACAACGUGGCGCUCGACGGCCGCGUGCUCAAGGGCUCGCUCGGCACCACCAAGUACUGCGCCAACUUCAUGAAGAACCAGCCCUGCCCCAAGCCCGACUGCAUGUAUCUGCACGAGCUAGGUGAUCCGAAAGCGUCGUUCACGAAGGAAGAGAUGCACGCGGGCUUGCACCAAGUGUACGAGCGCAAGCUGCACAACCAGCUGCUGCAGGCGCAACGGGACAAACCCGAUGACAAACACAAUAAUACUUCAGGUAAUUCUAGUACGAAUGCAGAAAAAAGCAGUUCAAAAGAUGGUACUCAAUCGAACUUUAUACCAACCACAGUGGUCACAUCUUCUCAUAUAAACGUAGUCAAUUCUUCUAAAUCUAAUAAAAAAGAGUGUGUAAACGGCAACAGUGGUUCGAGUAGCGCGUCCAGCAGCGGCGGCGGCAAGGAGGCCUGGCCCAGCCUCGGCGCCUCGCCGCCCGCCGACAGCCCCGCCCGCAAGCAGCCCAGUCCCAAGCCACUACACUCGCAGGUUAAGUCACAAGAAAACGGCACAUCAGAAUCUUCCAGUCCCACACAACAGAUACAGCAACAGGCUCAAACGAAACAAAGUAAAGAAACACACACAGACAGCAAAACGAACAGAACCAAGGAAACUAGCACAAACGGACAAACUAGCAAGAAAAGUAAAACUGAUAAAUCCAAACAGAAGUCUAGCAAUAGUAUUAAUAAUGAUAGUAACGAAGUCGAAUUAGAUAGUAAACCGUUCAGUAAUCAGACGCAGAAUUUCGACGGGGACGCAUUCUUAUGUGGGGAGCUUGAAGAGUUGGAGACGGAAAGACAUGGUCUACUGGAAGCUCUGGAGUCGCAGUCAUUAUUAGCUCCGCGUCUACACGAAGGGUUCCUGCUAGAGAGGCCACCAGCCUUCUUAGGUGAUCGUGGUUUGUUGUUGCGCGAGAGGUCACACAGCGAAAUGCUCGUGCGGCAGUCAGACCCCCUCCGUCACGGACUGCUUGACCCCAAGCACUAUAUGCAGUCCAACAGUAUAGGACUCGAUAAUGCUAGUGAAUUAUUAGGUGCUAAUUUUCAUCAAAAUCCCAAUAUGCUUCCACCGUUCGGUAUGCGCGUAGACAAUUCCAUGGGCGGUAGCUCGCUGUCUGCGAGUUCACUAGCCGGCAAUUCGAUGGCAAACACAAUGGGUGGUAACUCGAUGGCAAAUACAAUGGGUGGCAACUCGAUGGCAAAUAAUAUGGGUGGCAAUACGAUGGCGAACACAAUGGGAGGCAACUCUAUGGCAAACACAAUGGGUGGCAACUCUAUGGCAAACACAAUGGGAGGCAACUCUAUGGCAAACACAAUGGGAGGCAACUCUAUGGCAAACACAAUGGGUGGUAACUCUAUGGCAAACACAAUGGGAGGCAACUCUAUGGCAAACACAAUGGGCAAUACAAUGGGUAGCAACUCCAUGGUCAACAACUCUAUGGUCAAUAAUACAAUGGGCAAUUCAAUGGUUGGAAACUCUAUGGUCGGCAACUCAAUGGGCGGCAGUUCUAUGGUUGGCAACUCUAUGGUCGGCAACACAAUGGGCGGCGGCUUCAUGAUGCACAAUCAACAGUUACUGCAACAGAACCAGCAACAAAUGCAACAGACUGGCCUUGUCAAUGGAUUCGAUGCACCACAGUCGGCAAACGAAGUUCGGUACCUGGCAGAGAACAUGGACAAGUUCUUCACGGACUUCCACAAGGCUCAGCAGAUGCGGCUGGGGCUGGCUCGGCCGGACGAGCGGCGCUACGUGGAGCAUGCUCGCUACCCGCACAACAUGCUCAGCGCCGAGCGCCUGGAGAUGGAGCACAAGCAGAGAAUGAACAAUAUACGCGGUAACGAAAACAAUGGCGGCCGUGCCGCCGGCGAUGGUGACGACGACCUAGAUUUCGACCCCUUCAAGGAAACACAGAAGGCGUUUGCAGAACUCAUGGAGACAGAAAUGAUGCAAAACACAGUUUCUAGCGGUGACAAUAUAGACCGUGUCCGCCGUUCCCGCCUCGCACCGCCCGGGUUCAGUCAUAUGACCGCGUUCGGUCUACCACAGCCUCGCCCACAACAGACACACCACCAAAGUUAUAACUCAAAUAGCACCAUGUUCUCAGACUGGACUCAGAUGGACCCCGCGAUAAUGUCGACGUCGGUGAACUUCGGCAAGAACGUGGGCAGCGCGAACUCGAGCGGCGGCCAGCUGAGCCAGCAGCAGCAGGAGCUGUUCGCGCGGUUCAACCAGCUGUCCGUGCAGCCCAACGGCGUGAAGCUGCAGGCCGCGGGGCUGGGCUGGGGGCAGAAGCUGGGCUGGGGCGUGGGGCUGGCCGGCAUCCCGCUGCCGCCCGGCUUCGCGCCCGCCAAGCCGCCGCAGCACCCCGCCGAGUGCAUCGACGCCAAGUAGACCACGUGCAAUUCCACCCCUCCCCACGGCGGAUAUUAUAUUUUCUAUUCAGUAAUAUUAUUGUUUCUUUCCGUUGGUGAUGUGAUCGAAAAAUCUUUGUAUUAAGAAAGAGCAUAUUUUAACGAGAGAAAUAUGAUAACAAAGGAAUUUGUAAAAUAAAUUAACCUAUUUGUUUUAUUUAAAAAA
Messenger RNA from Helicoverpa zea (corn earworm), 3462 nucleotides. RefSeq lists its product as uncharacterized. Gene Ontology annotation, molecular function: RNA binding; ubiquitin-protein transferase activity; metal ion binding. Gene Ontology annotation, cellular component: CCR4-NOT complex. The record is from RefSeq and is a predicted model, not a curated record. Lineage: Eukaryota; Metazoa; Arthropoda; Insecta; Lepidoptera; Noctuidae. Gene Ontology annotation, biological process: protein ubiquitination. The coding region runs from base 328 to 3276 and encodes 982 amino acids. The transcript has 17 exons.